This is a messenger RNA of Musa acuminata subsp. malaccensis (wild Malaysian banana), 1643 nucleotides long. RefSeq names its product pyruvate dehydrogenase E1 component subunit beta. Gene Ontology annotation, molecular function: pyruvate dehydrogenase (acetyl-transferring) activity. The record is from RefSeq and is a predicted model, not a curated record. Gene Ontology annotation, biological process: pyruvate decarboxylation to acetyl-CoA. NCBI's taxonomy places the organism in Eukaryota, Viridiplantae, Streptophyta, Magnoliopsida, Zingiberales, Musaceae.
CGCAUCGGUGUUUCCGCCACCCACACCAGCAUAACAACAGCUAACGCUCCCCACGCCCCCCCAACCCGCCCUCCUCAAACGAGCAGCCGACCUGCCCUAAAGUCUCACCGAUCCCGCCCUCAGACCCCUCCCUCAGUCUCUGGACUCGAUCUGCUUUUGGGAGAUGGCAGCAGCACUGCAAACGGCGGCCCUCCUCUCUGCUUCUCCCAAUCUGAUCGAUCCUCAGAGGUUUCGCGUCGGGCUGUUGGCAAGAUCUCUUAUAGGAAGGAGAGGAAGCAUCUUCGUUGUCAGAUCCGAUGGAAGAACCUCCGGUUUCUUUAAUGCUAAGUCUCGUAGUGGGAAUUUCAUCACGAAUGCGGUUGCAACUAAGGCUGAUGCGUCUACAAGUUCCACCGCAUCCAAACCUGGACAUGAGCUACUAUUGUUCGAGGCUUUACGUGAGGGACUCGAAGAAGAGAUGGACCGAGAUCCUCACGUUUGUGUCAUGGGCGAAGAUGUGGGUCAUUAUGGUGGCUCAUACAAGGUGACCAAAGGACUGGCUACAAAAUAUGGAGAUCUGAGGGUCCUUGAUACCCCCAUUGCGGAGAACUCCUUCACGGGCAUGGGCAUUGGAGCGGCAAUGACAGGCUUAAGACCUAUUGUUGAAGGAAUGAAUAUGGGUUUCCUCCUGCUGGCGUAUAACCAGAUUUCGAACAACUGUGGUAUGCUUCAUUAUACUUCUGGUGGCCAGUUCAAAAUCCCAAUAGUUAUCAGAGGGCCUGGAGGUGUUGGGAGGCAACUUGGUGCAGAACACUCACAGCGCCUGGAGUCAUACUUCCAGUCGAUCCCGGGCCUGCAAAUGGUUGCCUGCUCGACACCAUACAAUGCUAAGGGGCUUAUGAAAGCAGCAAUAAGGAGUGAGAACCCUGUGGUGCUGUUUGAGCAUGUGCUGCUGUAUAAUUUGAAGGAGAGGAUCCCAGAUGAGGAGUAUGUGCUUUGUUUGGAGGAAGCAGAGAUGGUGCGGCCAGGAGAGCAUGUUACGAUCCUCACAUAUUCACGAAUGAGAUAUCAUGUGAUGCAGGCCGUGAAGACGCUGGUGAACAAAGGCUAUGACCCUGAGGUCAUUGACAUCAGGUCAUUGAAGCCGUUUGAUCUUUAUACCAUUGGGAAUUCUGUGAAGAAGACACAUCGUGUGUUGAUUGUGGAGGAGUGCAUGAGGACAGGAGGAAUAGGUUCAAGUCUUAGGGCAGCCAUCAUCGACAAUUUCUGGGACUACUUGGAUGCUCCAAUCAUGUGCUUGUCAUCACAGGAUGUACCGACACCUUAUGCUGGGACUUUGGAGGAGUGGACUGUGGUACAGCCAGCACAGAUUGUAGCCGCAGUUGAGCAGCUCUGCCAAUAAAAGGUGCUUCUAAUAUCUACUACUUGUUCUCGUGUGAUCUGAGCUUGUUUCCAAAUUAUUUUCCGAAACUUACGGUUGAAUCGUUUUAGUAGUAUGUUCAUGAUUUUCCUAAUUAUAUGUUGUAGCAAAAGCAUAUGUUAUUUUCAGUAAGGUUGUUAUGCGGACAUUAGCUGGAAAUAAUGGUUCUUAGUUUGUAAUGGCAACUUCAUAUUUGAUUCAUAUUACAAAAACAUGAGUAGGGAGGGAUUCAUGACCUUGUUAA